AGAGAGAGAUGAGAUGAGAGAAAAUUAGUUCAUGGGCUGCUGACAUAAAAGAAAGGGUCAGUGGUUCUACAGUUAUUAACGCAUAGGCUUGAUUUGUCUUGCAAAACCAACAAAAGUGACUUCUCAUCCACAACCCUAAACCAACCCACUUUCUUUAUUUUUCCGCUGGUCAAGAAUUCUUCUUCUGUUCUCUCCCUACAUAUCUUCUUCAGGGCUUCUCUUCAUCACUCUUUGGCUCUAUAGAAGUUCCGGCGGUUUGUAAUUCAGCGCUACUCGGAACGGAUAGAUCGAUGGACAAUUCCGGAGCUAACAAAUUGGGCGGUGGCGGUGGUGUUGGUUCUGGAGAUGAGGGCAAAGUUUGCACUCGCGGACACUGGAGACCUGCUGAGGAUGAAAAACUCCGGCACCUUGUUGAGCAAUAUGGAGCGCAUAAUUGGAACGCGAUAGCCGAAAAGCUUCAAGGAAGAUCAGGCAAGAGUUGCAGAUUGAGGUGGUUCAAUCAGCUGGACCCGAGAAUCAACAGAAGGCCUUUCACGGAGGACGAAGAAGAACGGCUUUUGGCAGCGCAUCGCAUUCAUGGAAACAGGUGGGCACUGAUAGCUCGACUGUUUCCGGGUCGAACCGAUAACGCCGUGAAGAAUCACUGGCAUGUCAUAAUGGCCAGAAAGCAAAGGGAAGAAUCAAGGUCAUUGCCUAGUUACAAGAGGAGUUACCAAGAUUCUCUCAUUGACUUCAAGGGUUUGCAUGGUAUUGGGAAAUCGGCAUUUGUUGUGGAGCCUAACUCUAAUUAUGCAUUGGAAAAGAAGAAAGAUAGACAUUUCGAUUCUUCUUUGCUUUCUUGGAAAUUUGCCCCAUCUGUGUCAGCGGCGAUGGCUACGACAGCAUCGUCCAUGGUGGAAUUCGCCCGAGGAGAAAAGAGAGACUAUGGCGCUUCUGGGUUUGGUAAUCGCAUUAGUGAGAGCUAUCAAUCCUUGAACAAUAAUUUGCCAAGUUAUGGUGCACUCGCCCGUCCGAAUUACACAAGUACCCUGAAGUAUCCGAGACAUGGAAAUGACUAUGAAGCAACUUGGAUAAUCGGAAAAGAUGACAGCGAUCUCCGUGACAGUUUGGCAAACGCGAAUACGAUGGCUUCUGGGCAAGGAGAAGGAAAUGAAUCCAUCGUGCGCAAGAAUGUUCCCUUCAUUGAUUUUCUUGGUGUAGGAAUCACAUCUUGAUGAUUAUAUGACUGAAAUUAGUUGCAGCUCCUAGCUAAAUUAUGACGGUUUUGUUUCUUCAUUGAAAACAUUACGUAGAUGAGAGCCUUACUCUGUCUUUCGAAGUCAUUUUCUGUGUAGCAUGGAAAGGAAUAGGGCAGCUUAGUGCUGGAGAACAUUAUACUGUAAUACUUUUAUUUUUGGCAUGCUGUUCCUGGAAAAAUAUCACAUUUCAGUUUAAUUUAGAGCAAUGGGGAAAAUAAAUUAUUUCUUUCA
Molecule: messenger RNA, 1469 nt
Organism: Syzygium oleosum
Lineage: Eukaryota; Viridiplantae; Streptophyta; Magnoliopsida; Myrtales; Myrtaceae
Product: transcription factor CSA-like
Exons: 2
Coding region: 291-1214 (307 amino acids)
Biological process (GO): regulation of DNA-templated transcription
Cellular component (GO): nucleus
Molecular function (GO): RNA polymerase II cis-regulatory region sequence-specific DNA binding; DNA-binding transcription factor activity, RNA polymerase II-specific
Source: RefSeq, a predicted model, not a curated record